This is a messenger RNA of Pipistrellus nathusii (Nathusius's pipistrelle), 2547 nucleotides long. The record is from the annotation of a GenBank genome assembly. Lineage: Eukaryota; Metazoa; Chordata; Mammalia; Chiroptera; Vespertilionidae.
AUGCGGCAGGUUUGCUGCUCAGCGCUGCCGCCGCCGCCGCCGCCACUGGAGAAGGCUCCGUGCAGCAGCCACAGCGACAGCAGCAGCAGCAGCAGCAGCAGCAGCAAGAGGAGCAGCAGCAGCAGCAGCAGCAGCGGGAACAGCAGCAGCAGCAGCAGCAGCAGCAUCUCCCGUCCCGCUGCGCCCCCAGAGCCGCGGCCGCCGCAGCCGCCGCAGCCCCGCAGCCCCGCAGCCCGGAGAGCCGCCGCCGCCCGCUCGCGAGCCGCAGCCGCCGGCGGCAUGAGGCGCGACCCGGCCCCCGGCUUCUCCAUGCUGCUCUUCGGGGUGUCGCUCGCCUGCUACUCGCCUAGCCUCAAGUCGGUGCAGGACCAGGCGUACAAGGCGCCCGUGGUGGUGGAGGGCAAGGUGCAGGGGCUGGCGCCGGCGGCCGGCGGCUCCGGCUCCAACAGCACCCGCGAGCCGCCCGCCGCGGGCCGGGUGGCGCUGGUGAAGGUGCUGGACAAGUGGCCGCUCCGGAGCGGGGGGCUGCAGCGCGAGCAGCUCAUCAGCGUGGGCUCCUGCGCGCCGCUCGAGAGGAACCAGCGCUACAUCUUCUUCCUGGAGCCCACGGAGCAGCCCUUGGUCUUCAAGACAGCGUUUGCCCCCCUCGACACCAACGGCAAAAACCUCAAGAAAGAGGUGGGCAAGAUCCUGUGCACGGACUGCGCCACCCGGCCCAAGCUGAAGAAGAUGAAGAGUCAGACGGGACAGGUGGGGGAGAAACAAUCGCUGAAGUGCGAGGCAGUAGCCGGUAACCCCCUGCCCUCCUACCGCUGGUUCAAGGAUGGCAAGGAGCUGAACCGCAGCCGCGACAUUCGCAUCAAGUACGGCAACGGCAGAAAGAACUCACGACUACAGUUCAACAAGGUGAAGGUGGAGGACGCAGGGGAGUACGUCUGCGAGGCCGAGAACAUCCUGGGGAAGGACACGGCCAGAGGCCGGCUCUACGUCAACAGCGUGAGCACCACUCUGUCAUCCUGGUCGGGGCACGCCCGGAAGUGCAACGAGACAGCCAAGUCCUAUUGUGUCAACGGAGGCGUCUGCUACUACAUCGAGGGCAUCAACCAGCUCUCCUGCAAAUGUCCAAACGGAUUCUUCGGACAGAGAUGUUUGGAGAAACUGCCUUUGCGAUUGUACAUGCCAGAUCCUAAGCAAAAAGCCGAGGAGCUGUACCAGAAGAGGGUCCUGACUAUCACCGGCAUCUGCGUGGCUCUGCUUGUCGUGGGCAUCGUCUGCGUGGUCGCCUACUGCAAGACCAAAAAACAGCGGAAGCAGGUGCACAACCACCUCCGGCAGAACAUGUGUCCAGCCCACCAGAACCGAAGCCUGGCCAAUGGGCCCAGCCACCCCCGGCUGGACCCCGAGGAGAUCCAGAUGGCAGAUUAUAUCUCCAAGAACGUGCCGGCCACAGACCACGUCAUCCGAAGGGAAGCCGAGACCACCUUCUCCGGGAGCCACUCCUGUUCUCCGUCCCACCACUGCUCCACAGCCACACCCACUUCCAGCCACAGGCAUGAGAGCCACACAUGGAGCCUGGAACGUUCUGAGAGCCUGACCUCCGACUCGCAGUCGGGCAUCAUGCUGUCAUCAGUGGGGACCAGCAAGUGCAACAGCCCAGCAUGCGUGGAGGCCCGGGCACGGCGGGCAGCAGCCUACAGCCUGGAAGAGCAGCGCAGGGCCACCAUGCCACCUUACCAUGACUCCAUAGACUCCCUGCGUGACUCCCCACACAGCGAGAGGUACGUGUCGGCCCUGACCACGCCCGCGCGCCUCUCCCCGGUGGACUUCCACUACUCGCUGGCCACGCAGGUGCCGACGUUCGAGAUCACGUCCCCCAACUCGGCGCACGCCGUGUCGCUCCCUCCCGCCGCGCCCUUCAGCUACCGCCUGGCGGAGCAGCAGCCGCUCCUGCGGCACCCCGCGCCCCCCGAGCCCGGGCCGGCCGCCGCCGCCGCCGCCGCCGACAUGCAGCGCAGCUACGACAGCUACUACUACCCCGUGGCCGGGCCCGGGCCGCGGCGCGGCGCCUGCGGCCUGGGCGGCAGCCUGGGCAGCCUGCCCGCCAGCCCCUUCCGCAUCCCCGAGGACGACGAGUACGAGACCACGCAGGAGUGCGCGCCCCCGCCGCCGCCGCCGCGCGCCCGCGGCGCGUCCCGCAGGACGUCGGCGGGGCCGCGGCGCUGGCGCCGUUCGCGCCUCAACGGGCUGGCGGCGCAGCGCGCACGCGCGGCGCGGGACUCGCUGUCGCUGAGCAGCGGCUCGGGGUGCGGCUCGGCCUCCGCCUCGGACGAGGACGCGGACGACGCGGACGGGGCGCUGGCGGCCGAGAGCACGCCCUUCCUCGGCCUGCGCGCGGCGCACGAGGCGCUGCGCUCGGACUCGCCGCCGCGGGGCGGGGCGGCGGACAGCAGGACUUACUACUCGCUGGAGAGCCACAGCACGCAGGCCAGCAGCAGCAGACACAGCCGCGGGCCCGCGCGGGCCAAGCAGGACUCGGCGCCCCUCUAG